Molecule: messenger RNA, 528 nt
Organism: Sporothrix brasiliensis 5110
Lineage: Eukaryota; Fungi; Ascomycota; Sordariomycetes; Ophiostomatales; Ophiostomataceae
Exons: 2
Coding region: 1-528 (175 amino acids)
Biological process (GO): translation
Cellular component (GO): mitochondrion; ribosome
Molecular function (GO): structural constituent of ribosome
Source: RefSeq, a predicted model, not a curated record
AUGGCGACACAUUUCGUCGCAGCUGCGAAAAAGACAUUUCGCGAGCUGCACGGUGUAGUCGUGUCGUCCGGUCUGAUGCAGAAGACGGUCAAGGUCCGUGUCGGCGGCCAAAUAUGGAACAAGCGGGUUCAAAAGUUCUUCAACCGACCCGAAACAUACCUGGUCCAUGACCCCAACGACAGUCUCCGCACCGGCGAUGCGGUCGCCAUCUCGCCCGGCUGGCGCAUGUCAAAGAAUAAGCGCCAUGUAGUCAAGCGCAUUAUUGCGCCAGCACACGUCCCGAUUGACGAGCGCCCACCGGUGCCGUCUGAGGAGCAGCGGUGGGAAGAAGCAAUAGCAAAGCGCGCGGCAAAGAACGAGCGGCGAUCUCUUAUCAAGGCUGCCGAAGAGGCACGAAAGCUGGAAGAAAUCACUUCUCGGCGGACGCUGCGCAAGCUAGCAAAGAAGAAAGCGAAGGCCGAGGCCGCCGAGCAAGCAGAAACAGUUAAACAGGCAGAAGCCGAGAUGCGGGGAGACACAUCCUUAUAA